Molecule: messenger RNA, 1110 nt
Organism: Lactuca virosa
Lineage: Eukaryota; Viridiplantae; Streptophyta; Magnoliopsida; Asterales; Asteraceae
Source: the annotation of a GenBank genome assembly
AUGGUUUCACCACGAUCACGACACCCAGCUACAAUGGAGAACCUCCCAGACGAAGUUUUGUCAGACAUAUUCAUCCGGUUAUUGGCAAAACAGCUUGCACAAAUGAGGUGCGUUUGUAAAGAUUGGAAUGCUCUGUUAUCUGAAUCCUCCUUUGUAAAAUCCCACCUCCAUCGUUCUGUGCAUAUCAACCAGAAGAUUCUUACGUUCUUCGGUGUUAGGGCUGACUGUACUUCAUUCACUGCAAGCCCCUUUUCUUCUCCCGCUAUCGAACUCGACAAUUUUUUCAAAUUCCCCGUUAAUCUCGAAUCUCAACCUGCACGUUGUUUUGGCAAUGUCGUUGGAUGUGUGAAAGGGUUAAUAUGUUUUAAGUAUGAAUUAGGUGAUGAUUAUAUCGUUUGUAUUCAGAACCAUUCUCUCUCCGCUUUCUUAACUCUUCCGCCAUGUUCCAUGGGGUCCUCCUCUGAAUCAAGAAAUACCAAUUUCCGGUUUGGGUAUGAUCCCAAAACUGAUGAUUACAAAGUGGUGAAGCUUACAGAGAUUUUCGAGCCACGAAGAAUGGCACCAGUUGAGGUUUAUAGCGUGAGAAAAGGUAAAGGUUCCUGGGAGUUGAUAUCUCAAAGAAUUCCGUCACACCUGCAAUGCAUUAGAGAUCAAGAUUUAGUUUGUGUAGAUGGGCGUGAAGGCCAUCUUCAUUGGCUUUGUUAUACUUAUAUUGGUGGGAAGUUGACACAAUUGAUAUUGGCAUUUGAUUUGGGUUCGGAGACAUUCAAGGAGAUACCUUUUCCAGAUUCUUUAAGAACAUGUUGCUUUGGAGACCGGUUGAAUGUGGUGGGAGUUUUGGGUGGAAAGGUUUGUGUGAUGUCAAGGGUAAGAGAUACUGAUUGUGAGGUGUGGGUGAUGGAUGAGUAUUCAUGGGUCAAACGUCAUGUGUUUUCCGGGUUUAGUGGUGGUGAUCAAAUAUUUCCAUGUGGAUUUACAUCAAGCAAUCAGUUUCUUUUUAGAUCUACGAAUGUACUUAAUCGUUAUGGUUUGUAUGAUCCAGUCACAGCCAAGACUAAAAACUUCAAGAUUCGUGGAAGAUCUUUUGGAUGUAAAAUUGUUGACCAAUAG